AUGGCCGCCAGCGCGCAGAAGGUGAGGCUCAUCGCAGGCGGAUGGACGGCAGCCUUGGGCGCCGCCGGCUUCGUCACGCACAGGCGCCUCAGCAGCUUUGAGGAGCGGGGCCCCUGCGUGCGCCAGGCGGUGGAGCUGCUGGCCGCCUCCGGGGCGGCGCGGCAGACGCUGGGCGGCGGCGGCCUGCGGUUGGCCUGGUGGCCCCGGGAGUGCCAGGUCCACGGCGCGGCUGGGCGAUCCUGCGCCAGCUUCGUGGUCCAGGGGGACGCCGGGCACGUCCGGGUGCUCCUGGCGGCGCGGAGGCGGCCGCCGGCCACCCAGGCCGAGUGGGAGGCCGCCGAGGACGACCUGGACCUCAAGGCGCUGGCCUUCGGAGCCCUGGGUGGUCUGCGGCAGGGGCGCGCCGCGGAGGCCGCAGUGGAGGCGUUGCCGUGGGAUAUCGAGGCGCUCUGCGUGCGCCGCGACGGCGAGGCCAAGAGCGAGGCCUCUCGCGCGCGGCGGCUGGCGAAGUCCGUGCGGGUGUCCAGCAGCUACGGGCACGUGGCUGCGAGGCUGGGGCCGCGGGCCAGCGUCCAGAGCUCCUCCGGGACGUUCGAGGCCGGGUACAUCAACCCCAGAUGCGCCUCGUCGGCGACUCGGGUGGCGUCGCAGACGUGGAGAUCGCGGCCACGCGCGCGGGAGGCGGCAAGGGCGACUGGCGGGUGGUGUUGGCAAGGAUGA
This is a messenger RNA of Prorocentrum cordatum, 720 nucleotides long. The record is from the annotation of a GenBank genome assembly. Lineage: Eukaryota; Dinophyceae; Prorocentrales; Prorocentraceae.